UUCCCCUUCCGCCAACUAUGGUAUAUAUAUAGUCUGGUGGAGGCAACGAGGAAGAACAUUAGCAUGGGUGAGCAAGCAGGCAAGAAGCUCAUCAAAGCUCUGCUCAAAAACUCUCAAAACCCAGCAUUAGCAUGGCAAAUCUUCACUCGCAUUGCUUCUUCAAGUCAUCAUCCCACCUCUAUUCUCCCUUCAAUCCCUCACAUCACUCGAAUUCUUGUUGCCGCCAAAAUGUUCCCUCAAAUUCAUUUCCUCACAAACCUCCUCCUUGUCAAUACCCAAUCUUCUUCUUCUUCGUAUACUUAUUUACUAACCCUUGUUCGUAUAAUUGCCAAUGCAGGUCAUUUAGACAAGGCCAUUCCCCAUUUUCGAGCUUUUCGAAACCGUUUCCCUGCUGAACCCCCCUCAAUUUCCUUCUACAACAUGCUCAUUCACGCUUCACUUGAUCAAAACAACCCUGAUUUCGUCUCAUGGUUGUACCAAGAUUUGAUUCUUGCUGGGGUUUCACCUCAGACCUAUACUUUCAAUCUUUUUAUUGCUGGGUUGUGUGAUUCGGGCCGGUUAGAGGAUGCCCGCAAUCUGUUUGAUAGAAUGCCUGAGAAGGGAUGUUUGCCCAAUGAGUUUACUUUCGGUAUAUUGAUUGGGGGGUAUUGUCGAAAUGGGCAUGCUAAUAAAGGUGUGGAGCUUUUGGAUUAUAUGGAAAGUAUAGGCGUUGCUGCUAAUGUGGUUAUUUUUAAUACUUUAGUUUCGAGGUUUUGCAAAGAUGGUAAGACUGAUGAAGCGGAGAAAUUAGUAGAGAGGAUGAGAUUGGCCGGGAUUAAUCCGAAUGUUGUUACUUUUAAUUCCAGAAUAUCAGCUCUUUGUAGCUCGGGAAAGAUUUUAGAAGCUUCUAGGAUUUUUAGAGAUAUGCAAAUUGAUAAGGAGUUGGGGCUACCGCAGCCUAAUAACGUAACUUACAAUUUGAUGCUUCAAGGUUUUUACACGCAAGGUAUGUUGCAGGAAGCUAGUGCCCUCGUAGAUUCUAUGAAAACAAAUGGUAUUUUUACCCAACUAGAGAGCUAUAAUAUAUGGUUGUUAGGCUUGGUGAGGAAUGGGAAGCUUUUGGAGACUCAGUCGGUGCUUAAUGAGAUGGUUGAUAAAUGCAUUGGACCAAAUAUUGUCUCGUAUAACAUUGUGAUAGAUGGACUCUGCAAGAAUGGGAUGCUUUCUGAUGCAAGAACUGUUAUGGGACUAAUGAAGAGCAAUGGAGUUACUCCUGAUACAGUUACUUAUAGUAGCUUACUUCACGGUUACUGCAAAAAAGAGAAGGUGGGUGAAGCCACGAAGAUUUUGCAUGAGAUGAUCAAAGGUGGCUGCUUUCCGAAUACUUACACUUGUAAUAUCUUGCUGCAUAGCCUUUGGGGACAAGGGAAGAUAGCGGAAGCAGAGAAACUCCUGCAAAAGAUGAAUGAGAGAGGAUAUAGAGUGGAUACUGUGACCUGCAAUAUUGUGAUAGAGGGUCUGUGUAAGAGUGGAAAGGUUGACAAAGCAAUCGAUAUUGUUAAUGGUAUGUGGACACAUGGAAGCGCUGCUCUUGGUGAGCUGGGAAAUUUAUAUAUUGGUUUAGUGGAUGAUGAUAAUAAUACUAAUGCAAUCAAAUGCAAGCCUGACUUGGUUACUUAUUCCACCUUAAUAAAUACUUUAUGCAAGGAAGGGAGGCUUGAUGAAGCUAAAAAGAAGUUUAUUGAAAUGAUGAAAAAAAAGUUAUACCCUGAUUCAUUACUUUAUAAUAUAUUCGUUCAUAGUUUCUGUAAGAUAGGAAAACUAUCAUCUGCAUUUAGGGUUCUCAAGGAUAUGGAGGAAAAAGGCUGUGGGAAGAAUUUAGUAACCUAUAACUCUUUAAUUUGUGGUUUGGGUAAGAAAGGUCAAAUAUUUGAGAUGUAUGGACUAAUGGAUGAAAUGAAAGAAAGAGGUGUGUCUCCUACUGUUGCUACAUAUAAUAAUUUAAUAAGCUGUCUUUGUGAGAAUGAGAGGGCAGAAGAUGCAAUUAAUCUUUUAGAUGAGAUGUUACUAAAGGGUUUGUCUCCCAAUAUAUCUUCCUUCCAAUAUCUAAUGAGUGCCUUCUGCAAGGUUGGAGAGUUUGUACCAGCACGAGAGGUGUUCAGUAUUUCUUUGAGUAUAGUUGGCCACAAGGAAAUACUUUACAGCUUAUUGUUUAAUGGAUUGCUUGCUAAAGAGGAAGUCUUGGAAGCUAAGGAUCUGUUUGAAGCUGCUGUAGAAAGAUCUUUGGAUAUUGGAAGUUUUCUAUACAAAGAUCUCAUCGACGGGCUUUGCAAGAAUGAAUUUAUCGACCUUGCAUCUGAUAUACUUCAAAAGAUGAUUAAUAAAGGAUAUAGCUUUGAUCAUGCAUCAUUCGUGCCAGUCAUAGAUGGUCUUUCUAAAAGGGGAAAGAAGCUUGAGGCUGACGAGCUUGCAGAACGGAUGCUGGAAAUGGCUUCUGAAGUUAAGGUGACAAACAAAGUUUGUGCAGAUGCCAGAGUUUAUGAAAAAUCAAAGAAGUAUAGAGAAAGUGACUGGAAGACAAUAGUGCACAGGGAUGAUGGAAGUGGAACAACAUUAAAAACUCUUAGGCGAGUACAAAAGGGCUGGGGUCAGGGAAGUAUAUCAAGUUUUCAACCCCCAAAAACUGACUAUCUUGAUGUUUGGGAUGGCUGAAUAAAACUUUUCAUUGCAUUGAUAAUCUGCACUAGAUUCAAAGGUUGGCAGAGUGCUGCUAGAGUUUAGACUUAUUUACUGCCUUGCACUUGGGUCUGAACAGUUCCUCUGUUUUUAACUCUUGAACUCUGUUCAUCGUGAGCCAUCAAGUAUCAGUGAAAACAUCCUUUGGUGUUUGGAUAGCUGGUUCGAUAUCUACUCAGCCUUUUUAAACUGGCUUUCUGUAUUUACUAAAGGCUAACAGGCCCAAACAUACCGCGUGUUGAUGGACAGAAUUCAGAAUACUAAUUUACUUUAGGUUUGUUUGUUUUCUACAUGUAAUGGGAAGUGGUAUACAAAGUAAAGUUGGCUACUUUUGUUUGCUUCCAAAAGCGUCUCGGUUGUCUUGCGGGGAUAUUCAUCAACACAACUCUUGUAUCGUAGUGUGUAAAGUUUGCUGGACAUCGGGUGUGCAUCAACAAGUCUUGAUAUGUUCAGCCAAUAAUAAUUAUUAUUUGAAAAUUUAGGAAGGUUCAUGGCUUUGUCACCUUCCAGAACCAGCAUGAGAUGAGGGCUAAGUUGGGAGGUUUACACAUCAUUCUCCAGUGGGGAUAGCCUUUCAAUUAAAGCCCAAUACAUUGCUGCAACAAGUAAUGGUGACAGAGAUGCAUGUCCUCCCUCAGAUCAGAUAGUUUGUGGAUGCAAUCUUUUGCAUAAAUUUUCCAGGUAAAGAAGGGACUUCUGACUUGCAGCGAGAUGCUUAGGAAAUGAAAAUGCACUGGUACGACCAUGGGAAGAAUUACCAGCCUGGGAUGUGAUCUUGCACAUAUUGUAGCAAUAAAAUUAUCUGCUAAAAGACGGUAUUGCUCUCGCAUGAUGCACAAAUCUUGAAGGAUGGAUGGUUAAGAGGCUUCCCAAUCAUUACUCGGCCUGAUUGCCACCAAAAGGAAACUGAACAUCUUACAUUGUUAUUGCUUUCAAUAGAGGAUGACAGGGGCAAAAUGCUCAAAUUCAUGACAAGCAACCUCCCAUUUCUCCUGUGUUAUGUUCUAUUAUGCAAAUAUUCUUGACAAAGUUUCCACCUGCUCUAGAUUUCUAAAAGCUGUACAACAUGAUCAUACUUUAUUCAGUCUUCUGUACUUAUCUAGCUUAUUUGUUAAGCAUUGAGCUAGUAAUUAGUUUUCUUAGUUAAUUGGCGACCGGGAGUGUCCAUUGGCGCAGUUCUGUUCCUUUCGGUUGAGUGAGAGAUUGUUCUCAUCAAUCUUGUUGCUCUAAAACAUGCCCUAGUAUGUUGAAUUUUUCUUCUUUGGUAUA
Daucus carota subsp. sativus is the source of this 3984-nucleotide messenger RNA. Its product is annotated as pentatricopeptide repeat-containing protein At2g17140. NCBI's taxonomy places the organism in Eukaryota, Viridiplantae, Streptophyta, Magnoliopsida, Apiales, Apiaceae. The coding region runs from base 64 to 2691 and encodes 875 amino acids. The record is from RefSeq and is a predicted model, not a curated record. Gene Ontology annotation, molecular function: protein binding. The transcript is spliced from 4 exons.